UCUGCGCGUGCCAACAUACUUUACCAUCUGCGGGACGGACCCGUCGCCCGACCUGUUUCUCUCUCUUCCUGGUCCUCGCUGGGCUGGCGACACGAGCAGCGCUAGCCCGAGGGCUUCAUUUCCGCAGCGUUCGGGUAGGGUAAAAGAGAGAGAAAGAUGAGGGAGAGAGGCAAGGCGGUCCAGUCAUCGGUGGACGACCGGUACACCCAGUGGAAGUCCCUCGUCCCUGUCCUCUACGACUGGCUUGCUAACCACAACCUCGUCUGGCCCUCCCUCUCCUGCCGGUGGGGUCCGCAGCUCGAGCAGGCAACAUACAAGAAUCGUCAACGCCUAUAUCUUUCUGAGCAGACUGAUGGCAGCGUUCCUAAUACUCUUGUUAUAGCAAAUUGUGAAGUUGUCAAACCAAGGGUUGCGGCUGCAGAGCAUAUCUCCCAGUUUAAUGAAGAAGCUCGCUCUCCCUUUGUUAAAAAGUUCAAAACUAUCAUCCAUCCUGGGGAGGUUAACAGAAUUAGAGAGCUUCCUCAGAACAGCAAGAUAGUGGCAACACAUACUGACAGUCCUGAUGUACUUAUAUGGGAUGUUGAGGCGCAGCCUAAUCGUCAUGCUGUUUUAGGAGCUGCUGACUCUCAUCCAGAUUUGGUAUUAACAGGACAUCAAGAAAAUGCAGAAUUUGCACUUGCCAUGUGUCCUUCAGAUCCUUGUGUACUCUCUGGAGGGAAGGACAAAUUGGUUGUUCUGUGGAGCAUACAAGAUCAUAUCUCCACUUUAGCAGAGUCAGCUGCUAAAUCCCCUGCAACACCAGCAACCUCAAGUGGUAAGCAGCCUGCAAAAGCUGGUCAUGAGAAAAGCUCAGACAGUCCUACAGUUGGGCCACGAGGUGUGUAUCAGGGGCAUGAGGAUACUGUUGAAGAUGUGCAAUUCUGCCCUUCUAGUGCACAGGAAUUCUGUAGUGUAGGUGAUGAUGCCUGCCUCAUUCUGUGGGAUGCCCGGGCUGGUACUAGCCCAGCCAUCAAGGUUGAAAAAGCUCACAAUGCUGAUCUUCACUGUGUCGAUUGGAAUCCACAUGAUGAAAAUCUUAUUUUAACUGGAUCUGCUGAUAAUUCUGUUCGUAUGUUUGAUCGCCGGAACCUAACUUCUGGUGGAGUUGGAACACCAGUAUAUAAGUUUGAAGGUCACAAAGCUGCUGUUCUUUGUGUCCAGUGGUCUCCCGACAGAUCAUCAGUUUUUGGAAGUGCUGCAGAGGAUGGCUUCCUCAAUGUUUGGGAUCAUGAGAAGGUUGGCAAGAAGAAGGAACGUGGUGGAACAAGGAUGCCCAAUUCGCCUCCUGGAUUAUUCUUUCAACAUGCAGGGCAUAGAGAUAAAGUCGUAGAUUUCCACUGGAAUGCUUGUGACCCGUGGACCAUUGUUAGUGUCUCUGACGAUGGUGAGAGUACUGGUGGUGGUGGUACGCUACAGAUAUGGCGCAUGAGUGACUUGUUAUAUAGGCCAGAAGCGGAGGUUCUGGCUGAGCUGGAAAAUUUCAAAUCCCACAUUUUGACGUGCACACCAAAGUCGUAAAUGUUCAGAUAUUUCGAAGUUAUAACCGCUACGACCUGCCUUGGCUCUUACAUUUGUUAGAAUGCUAGUUUCUUGUAGACAUUGGUAAACUUUGUCGUGGAAACUUUCUAAAAGAAACGGGAUCGUGAGCGAGUGAAUUUGCUACGUCUGUAACUUAAAUACUAAUUUAUGGCAGUGCAAAUUGCUGGAUUUAUCUCU
Messenger RNA from Elaeis guineensis (African oil palm), 1755 nucleotides. Its product is annotated as WD-40 repeat-containing protein MSI4. Gene Ontology annotation, molecular function: protein binding. NCBI's taxonomy places the organism in Eukaryota, Viridiplantae, Streptophyta, Magnoliopsida, Arecales, Arecaceae. The record is from RefSeq and is a predicted model, not a curated record.